CUGCCCUUAUUUCGCGCCUCCUGGUCACUGAAAGGUGUUCAUGGGGGGUGUACUUCAAACAUGAGUCUCCACCUUUGAAUCCCAAGUUGCUACAUCCUGCAUCCUUCAAGGAGCACUGAGUUGGGCAUAAAUAGCCAUCUCCAUCGGCCCAGAUAUACUUUCACUGCAAAUUCAGAGUCUUUCGGUCUUUUCUGCUUCCAAUAGCUCGUACUUGUGUCCUCCCUUUCUCAUCUACUUCUUCCUUUUGACCGUGCUCAUACCACUCCGCGAUCACCAUGCUCGCUCUAGCCGCUCUGUGCAUUGGGGCACUAUACUUGGCAUACCAGAUCGUGUGCUCCCUUCAUCAAACCUUCAGAAACCGCAGAAUCGCAAAAUCGCUAGGCUGUGAGCCACCGCGGAAAGUCCCAUCAGAUCCUUUUGGACUUAAAGGUUUCUUCGAGAUCUCAAAAGCAGCAAAGCAAAAUCGUGUGGUUGAAGAUAUUGCCGACUACUACUCUCAGUAUAGUCCCACCUUCAGCUUGACAGGCUUGGGCGGGGUUCCGAUCGUGUCCACAGCUGAGCCUGAGAAUCUAAAAGCGCUGUUAGCCACUCAGUUCCACGACUUCUGUCUGGGCACUCGGCAUCGCGAGUUCUAUCCGCUGCUUGGGGACGGGAUUUUCACGCUGGAUGGUGCGGGCUGGUCGCAUGCGCGGGCGUUGUUGAGGCCGCAAUUCACGCGGGACCAGGUGGCGGACCUGGAUUUGAUGGACGGUCACGUCUCUCGUCUGAUUGAGCUGAUCCCAAAGAAUGGCACAGUGUUUGACAUUCAACGCCUGUUCUUCCUGUUGACAAUCGACUCGGCGACCCAUUUCCUGUUCGGCGAGUCCGUCAAUGCGAUGCACUCCUCUGGUGACACCGGAGUUCUGGAGAAGACGGCGGUCGGGGGUGCACAGGGCUUUGCGAAGGCAUUUAGCCUGUCCCAGGAGUAUCUGUUCACCCGCAAUUGCUUCAUGGGCCUGUACUGGCUAGUGAAUCCUAAAGAGUUCCAAGAUGCCAAUAAGCGCGUGCACGAGGUCGUCGACCACUACGUCCGACUGGCCCUCGCGCCCAAGAAGAACCCGGAAAAGAGUGCGGGCCGAUACAUCUUCGCUGAAGCGCUGGCGGCCGAAACCGAUGAUCCGAGGGUGCUGCGCGACAACAUGCUCAACAUCCUGCUGGCGGGCCGCGAUACGACCGCCAGCCUGCUGAGUUCUGCUUUCUUCUUCCUGGCACGUCACCCUCACGUCUGGGGCCGACUCCGGCAGACGAUCGUCGAGGAGUUUGGAGAUAGCGCACAUCCUCGGGGAAAGAUCACGCAGGCUAGGUUGAAAGAUGUUUCGUAUCUUCGAUACUUUCUGAACGAAGUUCUCCGAUUGCUGCCCCCAGUACCACUCAACUUCCGCGUCGCCGUCAAAGACACUUCGUUGCCGAUGGGCGGCGGCCCCGACGGCAAGGCCCCGGUGUUUGUUCGCAAGGGCCAGCUCGUCACGUAUUCAGUGUAUGCGAUGCAUCGCCGGGAGGACAUCUACGGACCUGAUGCGAAGAGCUUCCGUCCCGAACGCUGGGAAGAGAAUGCCAGUCGAGGAUGGGAGUUCCUGCCGUUCAACGGCGGCCCUCGAAUCUGCCUGGGUCAGCAAUAUGCCCUCACUGAAGCCAGCUACACCCUAGUCCGCCUGCUGCAGCAUUUCGACCGGAUCGAAAAUGCCGCACCGACGAUGGAGGAACCUAGGAUUCAAUUCAAUUUGACCAUGUCUCAUCUGCAUGGCGUGGAUAUUCGCCUGUAUCCGGCGAUGCCGUAGGGUCUGGCUAGUUUGUGAUGUCUUUCUGUUCGAUUCGUCGUGUAUCUAUGUAUAUGCCGUUUAAGCGAUGCACCUCGUAUAG
Messenger RNA from Aspergillus homomorphus CBS 101889, 1899 nucleotides. Its product is annotated as cytochrome P450. NCBI's taxonomy places the organism in Eukaryota, Fungi, Ascomycota, Eurotiomycetes, Eurotiales, Aspergillaceae. The transcript has 4 exons. Bases 276 to 1817 code for a protein of 513 amino acids. The record is from RefSeq and is a predicted model, not a curated record. Gene Ontology annotation, molecular function: oxidoreductase activity, acting on paired donors, with incorporation or reduction of molecular oxygen, reduced flavin or flavoprotein as one donor, and incorporation of one atom of oxygen; heme binding; iron ion binding.